AUGUUAGGAUAUGUUCGGAUUUUAUUAGUUUUGUUUGCCUUUUUAUUUUUAUCAAAUACACCAGUAUAUUUUAUAGUAUUUUAUAUUAUUUCUGCCUCAUUAGAUUGUAUAGAUGGAUAUACAGCUAGAAAAUUUCACCAGACUUCAAAAUUUGGAGCAUGGUUUGAUGUGAUAAUAGAUUUAUUUAGUCGAGGACUUUUAUGGUGUUCUUUAAGUCAUGUAAGAUAUGUUCGGAUUUUAUUAGUUUUGUUUGCCUUUUUAUUUUUAUCAAAUACACCAGUAUAUUUUAUAGUAUUUUAUAUUAUUUCUGCCUCAUUAGAUUGUAUAGAUGGAUAUACAGCUAGAAAAUUUCACCAGACUUCAAAAUUUGGAGCAUGGUUUGAUGUGAUAAUAGAUUUAUUUAGUCGAGGACUUUUAUGGUGUUAUUUAAGUCAUUGGGGAUAUCUUAUUAUAAUGGUUGAAUGGAUGACAUUUGUUAGCACACAUUCUAAUAGAGGACCAAAUUGGAAAGAAACUACCAAAGAUUUUCCAUUCAUUGUUCAAAAAGUUAUGUCUAAUGGUUUUCACAGUCCACUAGGAUCUAUAACAAUAGCAGGGUUACAUGUAUUACCUAUAUGGUUAUAUGGUUUACAAGAAAAUUUAUUAUAUUUUAUACCAAUAUAUCUACAGUAUUUUAUAUUACUUAUCUUAAUCAUAGGAAGACUAUUGUGUUUAAGAGUAGAGCUUUUUUAUAAUGAAAAAUAUAUAAAGUAUUUAUUAGAUGAGGAAAGACCAGAGACAAAUGGUAAUUAUAAAUCAAGAAAUGACUAG
Molecule: messenger RNA, 810 nt
Organism: Lottia gigantea (owl limpet)
Lineage: Eukaryota; Metazoa; Mollusca; Gastropoda; Lottiidae
Exons: 10
Coding region: 1-810 (269 amino acids)
Biological process (GO): phospholipid biosynthetic process
Cellular component (GO): membrane
Molecular function (GO): phosphotransferase activity, for other substituted phosphate groups
Source: RefSeq, a predicted model, not a curated record